Molecule: messenger RNA, 3567 nt
Organism: Musa acuminata AAA Group (dessert banana)
Lineage: Eukaryota; Viridiplantae; Streptophyta; Magnoliopsida; Zingiberales; Musaceae
Product: zinc-finger homeodomain protein 6-like
Exons: 1
Coding region: 1304-2434 (376 amino acids)
Biological process (GO): regulation of DNA-templated transcription; regulation of developmental process
Cellular component (GO): nucleus
Molecular function (GO): DNA-binding transcription factor activity; transcription cis-regulatory region binding
Source: RefSeq, a predicted model, not a curated record
UAUGUAGUCUAUUCGAGGAACAGUAAUGACAAACACAAGUACUCCUGUAGCAGACGAAGACAAGCUGCGAAUGGGAGCGUUUUCAUGUGACCAAUUGACCUGCUGCUGCGAUCUACAGGCGUUAGGAAAGUCCAGAAACAGAUGACUUGGAGCCCAAACACUGACGUGAUUGGUGCGGAGACCGGAGAUCAGGCCAUGAAAUGAAUGCUCUUAAUGCCAGCAAGCACGGAGAGGAGCGGGGGAGGAGGCUACACACUACAAGGAGGGAGAGAGAGCGACGGUUGGUCUCGCAGAGGACAGCCAAUCCGCGCCACCGAGCCUUGCGCGUGUCGAGGACAGGAAAAGAAAUGGCGGAUUAAAGAUAGGGGGGAGGAAGGGUUUUUUGUUUGCGUAGGCAACAAGGUGGGAAAAAGUGGGAAGAAGUAAAAGAUGCUCAGGAAAUGGCAGUAGACCCCAACUCGUUUGAGUGCGAGACCCUGACAACCCAACAAGAGACAUGGGAGGGGUGUGUGGUUGGCAUGGAGGGUCCCCCGCUUCUCCUCCUCCUCAAUCCUGACGCGAGUUCUUGCAAUCCCUCAGAUGCCAGAGAGAGAGAGAGAGACGAGAGUAUGAACAGUCAGCGAGCGGCAUCCAGCUAAGGAAAGGACGUGAAAGCUUCAGAGACGACACACGUACACGGAUACGAGCCUACGGUAAUAAAUAUUGCCACCGGUUUGUAGCAAUAAUUACAAGGGACAGGACGAGCUUGCAGGCCGUGGGAGGAGCGAAGUAUGACGCUGUCGGUUGUUCCCUGCGGCAAACCCCCCCUCUCUCUCUCUCUCUCUCUCUCUCUCUUGCUUGAUCUCCACCUCGGAGGAGACCCAUCACUAUUUGCCCCCGUCUUGAUUUGAUGACCAAGAGGUGCAACGACAGCCUUUUCCCCCACCUUUCCCCUUUCCACGAACAAAAUGGCUGUUAGGACGCCAUAUCCCCACAGCACUUGUUCCCACUCCCUUCUAAUCUCUCUUUUUCUCUCUCUAGUUCUUUUUUGGCCGCUCUAUUGCGCACCCAAAGCAUCCCAUGGGACGCCAAUUGGUGCUGCUUUUAGUGCUGCACUUGCGUGCUUAGUCCCUCUCGUCUCUCGUCCUUACUUUUCUGAGUGAAGUAAAAGCUGGACUAGUGACCCUUCUCAGAUUUUUACCCAGCUGUGAUCUGCCUUGUUUCCUUUGCUGAAUCUUACCGAUCAGCUUCCUUCUCGGACGGAUGCAUCAAGUAGGAGGUGAAGGGAUCACAGUCGUGUUAUAGGUGUGCAGAGUUUGAGUUUAUGGAGUUUAGGAAUCCUGGUGAGAUUGGGAUACCUGCCUCCUCCUCCUCCUCUUCUGGCUAUAAACCUUCUCUCGUCAGAGGAGGAUCUGCCUUUUCUAAACCCACACUCUUCCCCUCUACCUCUUUUGUCUCCCCAAGAGGAGAAGGAGACGCAGGAGGCGCGGGAGUUGGAAGUGGUGGUGUUGGAAGAGGAGGAGCAAGAAACGGUAACAUCCUCGGUAACACCGAGGCACUACCACCACCGACUCUUGAAUCCACCCCCACAGCCAUAGAUCGUCUUCCUCAGUCUCUUGGGAAGAACGCAGAUCAAGCUGCCAUCUCCAACUCGUCUCCAGGUGCUGCUGGUGUGGGUCUGUCUGCAGACAACUCCAAACCGACAACCAUCGCUAAGACUUCGACCAUCACCGCCGCCACCAGCGCAGCUUAUAUCUCCACCAAGUACAAAGAAUGCCUUCGCAACCACGCGGCCGCCUUAGGCGGCCACGUUGUCGACGGCUGCGGCGAGUUCAUGCCGAGCGGCGACCCCGACACGCCCGAGGCACUGAAAUGCGCAGCCUGCGGCUGCCAUCGAAGCUUCCACAGGAGGGAGACCGACGGCAGCGCCGGCACCGCCAAUUCCUACUACCAUGGCACGACUCGCCUGCCCCUACUGCUCCCGCCUCCCCAUCCCCAAGCGCACCCCCACCACCAGCAGCAGUUCCAGCUCGGCGGCUUCUCCUCGAGUCCGUCGGCGGCCGUGCGGGGGUUGUCCGGCUUCGUCCACUUCGGUGGUAGCAACCCCAGCGGGAGCGGGGGCACCACCACGGAGUCGUCGAGCGAAGAAAGGUUAAACACUGCGACGCCGACGCCCACAACCAUACCGAGGAAGCGGUUCCGGACCAAGUUCACCGCGGAGCAGAAGGAGAACAUGUUGGCUUUCGCCGAGAGGGUGGGGUGGAGGUUUCAGCGGCAAGACGACGCGAUGGUCGAGCAAUUCUGCGCCGAGAUUGGCGUGAGAAGACAAGUCUUAAAGGUCUGGAUGCACAACAAUAAGCACACAGUAGUUAGAAAGCAGCAGCAGCUGCAGCCGCCACCACCGGAGGAACAACCAGUGCAACAGCCGCAGUCAGCGCAGCGCCUACAGCAGUAGUCAAGAAGGUGAUGCCCUCAGCUCACCUUACUCUGCUCGGGGAGGACUCCUGCAGACGACAUGGCGGAGGAGGGGAAGAAGACGUGUCGGGUUUGAGCUUGCUUUCCUCCUCAUCUCUCCAGGUUUUCUUUGCCGACUCAAGCAUCGAUCUUUAUGUUACCAUCUGCAUUAGUAUGCCACUCGCGAUUAUUCAAGCUGCAGCCAACGUCAAAAUCGUAUCACUCAUUCACAAAAGCUUACAAUUACAAGUCUUGAGAAUGAAACUACUGCAAGCUUCUGGAAAAGUGGCCUGCUGUGUAGUCGACUAAAGGACCUUAUGCUGCUCCAUCAAAGACUUCCUUGUUUCUGUUAUCCAUCGGUAUUCUCGUGUUGUCGUUUGUCAACAUUUCCAGCUUCUCGGUUCAGAAAUGACCGCACAUAACACAUGCCGGUCUCCUGCAAAGAGCAGAAAAGUCGACAUAAGAUGAUGGCAUUCCAUGCAUCCUAUGGAUCCAUGAGUUCUAAUACUCUUCCAUGGUCGUCAUUGUCCUCUAAUACCGUCGCAACAUUCUCUAUCAUCUUGACUGCAGCUGCUUCCUAUCUUUCUAGCUUAUGGGAUACAGAUGACAACGGGAUGGGAUUAAGAUACAUGUAAAGAAUGCUCACUGCAUUCUGUGCUUCCUUUCCCUUUUGCGAUGCAGUUAGCAUGCUUUUUUCCUGGAGAACGGUGUUACUAAGCUACGGGAAAGGAAGCAAUGCAUGCUCUUGCUUGGUAAGGUCAGAUACUAUUGCUUUAAUGCGAUAGUCUGAAACAUGUCUUAGCAUAACUCAAAGCUAACAUUUUAUAGAGAGAAGAAGAGGUCAUAGUUUAUUGUCCAAACCAAAGCCAAACUUUUAUGGAUGACAUCUUUUUCCCCUCUGCCAUAUGUUGUCAUAUUAUGAUAUCAAAGCCAUCCAUAUGUUGUUGUAUAUUGGCUGAGAUUUUGUACCCCUGAGGAGAUCUUGACAUUUAUUAUCAAUAUGUACCUGACAUACCAGUAAUGUUUAGAUAUAUAACUCUGGCGAGUCCCACAGCCAUGUCGAGUCAGUAUCAGCAACACUAUUGGGCAGCUGAUAUAUUGCAGAAUGUUGAAUAGAGUGCAUUAUAUUUCUCA